AUGGCAGCGCUCUUCCGCCGCUCGUCACGGCAGAUCUGCCACUGCCAGCGAUCCUUCUCGACCUCGACACCACUUGCGGUCAGUCUGCAAUGGGACAAGAAUGACGCGGAAGCAUUGAAGGAAGUCCUUCCUCCUUACCCGUACGGCGAGUCGCGCUGGUACAAGCAGUCGAAUCGAGGUCUGUACGGGGACCAGCGGAUGCAGACAGGCAACAAUGUCAGCGACAAGUAUGAGGUGAAGACGCGACGACAAUGGCACCCGAACAUCUUCACCCGGAAACUCUUCAGCCGAGCGCUCAAUCGCAAUGUACAAGUCCGUGUCAGCGCGCGAGUGCUGAGGACCAUUGACAAGCUCGGUGGACUGGACGAGUAUCUGCUGGGAGAGAAGGAAGCGCGGAUAAAAGAGCUUGGUGUAUCGGGUUGGUGGUUGCGCUGGGCGAUUAUGCAGACCCCCAGCAUCAAGAAGAGGUUCGCAGAGGAGAGAGUGCGGUUGGGUCUGCCAGCGCAGCGAGAGGACCUCGAGGCUGUGACGGAAGCCAUCGAAAACAGCACGCCGGACGAGGAGGCAGAGUUCCUCGAAGAGACAGAAUCUGUCAUCAUGGACGAUGCUUUCCAGGUCGACCAGGACGUGGCUACACCCAUUAUCAAGUUCAGAGUCGGUCCAGGCCAGCACGUGAUGCUCACAGCCGAUGGGUGGAGGAGAACAAGGCCAGACCCAUCAUACUUCAUCACCAAGAGGAAGGAGAGGAUUGCAUCGUCGGCCUUUCCAGAGUACGUCGAGAAGCGCAUGGAGGUCUUUGAGAAGGAACUUGAAAAGAGGCAACAGCGAGCGAAGGUUACAGGUCAAGGUGUGAUCACAGAUGAGGAGGUCAAGAUGCUGAUCAAAUCUACGCGGAGACAGCUGAGGGCAGAACUGAAAGAGAAGGUGGACACCAUGUACGAUGAGAAGAUCGCAGCAAAGGAGCGAGGCAAGGCGGAGAGGAAGCUCGAGAAGGAGCAGAAGAAGGCUUCUUCGGGGCUUCCGGAGCUGCUGGAAGUUUAG
Molecule: messenger RNA, 1041 nt
Organism: Fulvia fulva
Lineage: Eukaryota; Fungi; Ascomycota; Dothideomycetes; Mycosphaerellales; Mycosphaerellaceae
Product: 54S ribosomal protein L24, mitochondrial
Exons: 1
Coding region: 1-1041 (346 amino acids)
Cellular component (GO): mitochondrial large ribosomal subunit
Molecular function (GO): structural constituent of ribosome
Source: RefSeq, a predicted model, not a curated record